AUGGGCGAUAUUGGAGUUACUACGAAUGAUACUGCUGAGGCUAAUGGCCAUGAAGUGCCACAGGGGAAAAAGCAGAUUCUUCUGAAUGCUUUUGAUAUGUCGACUGUUGGGCAUUUGUCGCCUGGUCAGUGGAAGAAUCCCAAAGACAAAUCUGCGACAAAGCGCAAACUAGACUAUUGGGUUGAACUCGCCCAGCUUCUCGAACGCGGUGGCAUCAAUGCCUUGUUCCUGGCUGAUACGUACGGCGGAUAUGAUACCUACCAGGGUAAGCUGGAUGAGUGUAUUCGUCGUGCGGCACAGUGGCCUGUAACUGAUCCUACCAUCCCCAUCUCUGCCAUGGCUGCUGUGACCAAGAACCUGGCCUUCGGAAUCACGUCGUCGACAUCGUUUGAACCACCGUUUCUGCUGGCGAAGCGCUUCUCGACAUUGGAUCAUUUGACGGGUGGUCGUGUUGGAUGGAACAUCGUCACGUCAUGGAAGAAGGCUGCCUUCAAGGCCAUAGGGCUUGACAGUCCCAUCGAGCAUGACGAGAGAUAUGCCCAGGCAGAUGAGUAUCUGCGGGUAGUCUACAAACUAUGGGAAGGCUCCUGGGCCCCCGACGCCCUCUCCCCCAACCCCGAAGCAGACUCCUACGUCGACCCCGACAAAGUCCGCACAAUCGACCACCAGGGCAAAUACUUCAACCUCAACACCCGCCACAUCGUCGACCCCUCACCCCAGCGAACACCCUUCCUCUUCCAAGCAGGUACCUCACCCGCAGGCUCAAACUUCGCCGCAACCCACGCCGAAGCAGUCUUCGUCUCAAGCCACUCCCCAGCCCUCCUCCGCAAAAAAAUCGCCAACAUCCGCAACCUAGCCGCGGAGAAGAACCGCGAUCCGCAAUCGAUCAAGUUCUUCGCAACUUUCACACCUAUCAUCGCCGAAACCGAUGAGGCUGCAUGGGCCAAGUACGAAGAACUCAAGAAAUACGCCUCCGUCGAAGGUGGUCUGGUUCUAUUCAGCGGCUGGACGGGAAUCGACAUCUCCCGCAUCCCACUCGACCAGGACAUCACAGCCGCAGACUCCCUCGAAGCACACAAAGUAACCUCCAUCCUCGACGCCUUCACAACAACCUCCAAGGAAAUUCCCAAAUGGACGCCUCGGGUCGUCGCACAGCGCGCUGCCAUUGGUGGACUCGGUCCCGUAACCAUCGGUAGCGCUGCAACCGUCGCAGACGAAUUAGAGCGCUGGUUCGAAGAGGGUGACCUGGACGGGUUUAAUUUAGGUUAUGUUACGACACCUGGAACAUUUGAAGAGGUUGUUGAUCUGCUGGUUCCUGAGUUGAGGAGACGGGGUGUGUAUCCGGGGCCGUUGCCAGAGGGGGAGCGGUUGACGGCGAGAGAAAAGGUUUACGGGAAGGGGCAGAGUGGGUUGAGGGAGGAUCAUGUGGGGAGUGGGUAUAAGUAUGAUAGUUAUGAUGAGACUGUUGCGAAGGAUGUUAAGGUUGGGGAGGAUGAGGUUGUGGAAGAGGUUGGGGUUGGGGAGGGGGCGUGA
Aspergillus glaucus CBS 516.65 is the source of this 1533-nucleotide messenger RNA. RefSeq names its product xenobiotic compound monooxygenase, DszA family. The coding region runs from base 1 to 1533 and encodes 510 amino acids. The transcript has 4 exons. The record is from RefSeq and is a predicted model, not a curated record. Gene Ontology annotation, molecular function: oxidoreductase activity, acting on paired donors, with incorporation or reduction of molecular oxygen; monooxygenase activity. NCBI's taxonomy places the organism in Eukaryota, Fungi, Ascomycota, Eurotiomycetes, Eurotiales, Aspergillaceae.